Arachis stenosperma is the source of this 1041-nucleotide messenger RNA. RefSeq lists its product as uncharacterized. The transcript has a single exon. The record is from RefSeq and is a predicted model, not a curated record. Gene Ontology annotation, molecular function: nucleic acid binding; zinc ion binding. Bases 1 to 1041 code for a protein of 346 amino acids. Lineage: Eukaryota; Viridiplantae; Streptophyta; Magnoliopsida; Fabales; Fabaceae.
AUGCAGCUAAAACAAGGUUCCAUGUUUAUGGCUGAGUACACCAACAAGUUCGAAGAGCUUUGUAGAAUUUCUCGGGUGUGUCAGGGUGACCCGGAGACCUUCGAGAGCUGGAGGUGUAUUAAGUAUCAGAGGGGUUUGAAGGACAACAUUAUGACUGCUAUGGCUCCUAUGGAGAUCCGUGUCUUCUCCGACUUGGUGAACAAAGCAAGGGCGGUGGAGGAAUAUGCUAAGACAGUGGCUGCGUCCAAGGACACUCAUGGAGGAAGCAGUAGUAAAGGGCAUGGCAAGUAUUAUCAUCCAAGAGGUCAAAGCUUUAAGAGUGGAGGAAAUGCGCAUCAAGGUCAAGGAGGUUUCAGAAAGAAUACUCAGAAUCAGUUUCAAUAUGCUAAGGGGAGAGGAAAUCAGAGUAAGAAUUUCCCGGAUUUGACUUGUGUGCGUUGUGGGCGUUUUCACCCUUAUGAUUCAUGCAAGAUUGGUUUAGGUUGUUGUUUCAACUGUGGUUUUCCUGGUCAUAUUGUGAGGGAUUGCACUCGUGGGAAGAACCCGACUGCGGGUCAAAGUCAGCACCAGGGGCGAGUUUUUGCUGUGAAUGCCAAGGAUGCUUCCAAGGCAGAUCCGUUGAUGAAAGGUAUUUAUUUAUUUGGUGAUAAGACUUUAAUUGCAUUAUAUGAUACUGGAGCAAUGCAUUCUUUUAUCUCGUUUGCUAAAGUUGAAGAGUUAGGCUUGAAAGUGUCAGAGUUGCCGUUUGAUCUGCAUGUACAUACUCCGCAUCAGACAAUUUUGACUAGAUCAGGUUGUAGACAAGUAGGUUUCAAGCUUGAGGGUAGAGAUUUUAUACAUGAUUUGAUCUGUUUACCUAUGGUUGGGUUGGAGAUGAUUUUGGAGUUUGAUUGGUUAUCAAAAAAUCGAGUUUUGUUGGAUUGGUUUGAACAGACUAUUCGAUUUAUGCCGGAAGGAGAUAGUGGGGCAGUGAUAACCGCAGGAUAUUACCUGAACUCUGUUAUAGUGCAUUGUGGCGGGGAAGAGUGUCAGGGUUAUUGA